UCGCCUUACGCGUUAACACAGCUGAGCGGCGAUGACUCAAGCAAGCCAUCGGUGUCUAUGAAACAGACGCAACAGCUGCUUUCCCACACCAUUCAUUCGGAAGGGAAUACUCGAACCGACACGGUCGAAUGCUAAGACUGCCUUAAAUCAAGACAUCCUUUUUAUUCAUUUUUGUAAAAUUCUUUCAAUCCAUCGGUAUCUAAGCACCACAGCAGGAAGGGUGUGUUGAUGUCUGCGCGGGGGCUGUUGCUGCGGCAAUGCGUGCACUCUGCCCUGGGCCGCGGAGUCCUGAUCCUGGUCAUCUUACCAGCCCUCGCCACAGGUAAGCAGUGGAACAACUGCAGCCACCCCAUGGUGCCGGAGCACGGCGGCUUCCGCUGCGACCCCUCCCCCUGCCGCGGCUUCCCGCCGAAGAGCACCAUCCACUACUUCUGCGAGCCGGGCUACUCGCUGCCGCCGCGCGUGCACAGCUCCCGCUGUCGCCACGGGCGAUGGAGCCCCAGCGUGCCCACCUGCGUCCCCAACCCAGGUGGACGCACUAACACGGAGGACAGGACGCAGAACUCUCUCCCUAGCGUUGCUACGACAGCCGUGGGCGUUUCCAUCUUCCUGCUGACCACCACCGCCUGCAUGGUGAUCAAGUCCCGCCUCUACCCCUGCCACUCACACAGCCGGCGAUCUUCUGACCAGAUGGAUCUGAUGGUCGACGGCUUGCCCGUGUCCCUCCCCACCUACGAAGAGGCCAUGUACGGGAGCUGGGGCCAGCGCCUCCCGCCCUGUCGGGGACCCACCCAGCUCCUAUUGGCUCAGGAGUCUCCGGGGAGUGACUCGGUGUCGUCUCACGUCCAAUCGGAGCCGGGCAGCCCUCACCAGAGCGCAGAGCUGCCGCCGCCUCCGUACGAAGAGAUUCCGUCGUGUCCGAGGGGCGCUCACAGUGAGGAAAGCAGACGGGCGCGACAAAUCGAACUUCCUGUUGAAAAGGACAAUUAGAUUUUAGCAUUCUCUAAUCGUAGAGGGAUGAUCAAGCAAUGAUCUACUAAUUGUAAAUCCUGUGUCCUGAGGACCUAGUGCCAUGACUGCAAUCACAGUGAUGUGGAUUUUGAAGUCUGCCAGUGGAGCCUUUAUUUACCCGACCACUGCUUUCUGAAGAGUCCAUUUUGCUGGUGGCUGUGGAUAGUUCUGUGUGGUGGGAGACCAGUGACCCAUAACCGGCCUUCCCACAGUGAAGCUGCUGGCCCACGGGGACGCAACCACCAAAUCAGCACGAGUAGAUUUAUUUCUGAUUCUGAUACCACUUUACGUUUCCAGCGGACUGCUGGGAACAUGGACAUUGUUAUCCUGUUAAGGAUGGUAGAUAAUAUGAUGGUUGCGGGGGGGGGAUUUUGUGAUUGUAUGUUUGUAUGUCAUAUUGAGUGACCUGUGUCUGUGUAUCAGUUCCUCGGGGGAGACCUGACUUGUAGAGUGAAGUGUACACAGACACUUGGCUGUCGCCAGCUUUCCAUCACGGGUGAUACCAGUGUGCGUGUGGCUAAUCUGAGCUACCGGUGAUAAGCCUGAUGAUGCUGCAGGAAGUGGGCGGGUCUGGGACAGGAAGAGAGGCACCAACACGGAGGUGCGGUGGAGUCCUGGGGUGAAUCUCUCCAUAUCUGUGGGGGCAAAGCGGAAACAAACCGCAGGUAGAUGGGGUAACAACACGGUGACUGGCUCAGAAGAGUUUCUGAGUCGCACUUCAACCAAAUCUUUCCCCGGCACGAGCCAGCAGGCUUGGUCUCCUGACAUAUUUUUGUCUGCUUUUACCACUCACUGCUUAUAAUGAUUG
This is a messenger RNA of Megalops cyprinoides (Indo-Pacific tarpon), 1819 nucleotides long. RefSeq lists its product as uncharacterized. The transcript is spliced from 5 exons. The record is from RefSeq and is a predicted model, not a curated record. The coding region runs from base 229 to 990 and encodes 253 amino acids. NCBI's taxonomy places the organism in Eukaryota, Metazoa, Chordata, Actinopteri, Elopiformes, Megalopidae.